AGUGGCUCCAGGUGAGAGCAGCGGGCCACAGAGUGGCGUCAGCGUCCGCGCGAACCUAACAACCGUGGAGACGAUGGAGAGCAAGCAAAGCCAGGUGCUGAACCUUGUGCGGGUGCAGGAGCUGGAAACCUGGCUGAAAUCAACCAAUACAAAGCUGACUCAAGUUAACGGCCAGAGGAAGUAUGGAGGACCACCUGAGGUGUGGGAUGGCCCUGCCCCUGGAGCCCGCAGUGAGGUUUUCAUCAGCCAGAUCCCACGGGACGCCUACGAGGAUCUGUUGAUUCCCCUGUUCAGCUCUGUGGGGCCCCUCUGGGAGUUCCGGCUAAUGAUGAACUUCAGCGGCCAAAACCGCGGCUUUGCCUACGCCAAAUACGGCUCUCCAGCUGUAGCUACAGACGCCAUCCGCCUGCUGCACGGUCACAUGCUGCAACCCGGCUUCCGCCUCAGUGUCCGCCGCAGCACAGAGAAGAGACACCUCUGUGUGGGAGACCUGCCAGCUGCCACCAGGCAAGAGGACCUAUUGCAGGUGCUGCGUGUUCUCACGGAGGGGGUGGAGAGAGUGUCUGUGAAGGCUGGACCUGGUAUAGAGGGGGUGUCUGCUAUAGUCGCCUUCUCAUCCCACCAUGCUGCUUCUAUGGCCAAGAAGGUGCUGGUAGAAGCAUUCAAGAAACAGUUUGCUUUGACCAUCUCAGUCAAGUGGCAGUCUACAUUGAAGCCGAGCCCAGAGGAGCCAUUACCUCCAAAGAAACCUUCAGAAGGCUUUCUGCCUUCACCCGUGAAGCCGCCCCGCCAUAUCCUCAACUCUCCACGGCCCUCUGUCCUGCCUCCUCGCCUCGCCCGUCCUCCAUCCGUCCCUCCGGGUUUCUGCCGAGCAGUGGGAGGACCCACUGCACCCCAGCACCCUCCCCCUUCCAGGUCCUCUACCACCUCCUAUUCAUCCCCUGUGAUGCUCCUGCAUAAGAUGUGUGAGGUGACUGGGGUUGGCCAGCCGCUCUAUGACAUGUACUACAGCCACGCUGGGCCUGAUGGAUUCCUCUACUUUACCUAUAAGGUGUGUAUCCCUGGAAUAACCACAGCCUUCAAAGGACUGGUUAUGAUCUUGCCGGGAUCCACUGCCGCCACCACACUGGAGGAAGCUCAGCGGGCUGCAGCCCAGCAGGUCCUGCAGAGGGUGUACAAUAACUAGCUGGCCCACUGAAAAGCUUAUCAGAUAGUACACGGUACACCUAAUUCUACAGCACUGUUUCAGGCUCUGUUCGUAGUUUGUUGUUUCAUGCAUGCUUUUAUUAGAGUAGUCUUAGACUUGUUUGUCUUGUUUAAACGUAUGUGCUUUGUUUUAUGCAUGCUUUUAUUAUAAUAGUAGUAGUAGACUUGUUUGUCUUGUUUAAAUGUCUGUGCUUUGUUUCAUGCAUUGUGCGUUACUAUCGGAUUGGUUGCUCAUUUUAAAUAAAUGAGGUUUGACAACAAA
This is a messenger RNA of Micropterus salmoides (largemouth bass), 1468 nucleotides long. It is a transcript of the gene dnd1, whose product is annotated as DND microRNA-mediated repression inhibitor 1. Gene Ontology annotation, biological process: negative regulation of miRNA-mediated gene silencing; mRNA stabilization. The transcript has 5 exons. Gene Ontology annotation, molecular function: mRNA binding. Bases 74 to 1186 code for a protein of 370 amino acids. The record is from RefSeq and is a predicted model, not a curated record. Gene Ontology annotation, cellular component: nucleus; cytoplasm. NCBI's taxonomy places the organism in Eukaryota, Metazoa, Chordata, Actinopteri, Centrarchiformes, Centrarchidae.